Molecule: messenger RNA, 1826 nt
Organism: Monopterus albus (swamp eel)
Lineage: Eukaryota; Metazoa; Chordata; Actinopteri; Synbranchiformes; Synbranchidae
Gene: hoxb5b
Product: homeobox B5b
Exons: 2
Coding region: 228-1094 (288 amino acids)
Biological process (GO): regulation of transcription by RNA polymerase II; anterior/posterior pattern specification
Cellular component (GO): nucleus
Molecular function (GO): RNA polymerase II cis-regulatory region sequence-specific DNA binding; DNA-binding transcription factor activity, RNA polymerase II-specific
Source: RefSeq, a predicted model, not a curated record
UUUGUAUCCAUGGAGCAUGAAUUACCUCUUGAAGUCAUCAGUGAGGAUUUACGACUGGUCAACAAAGGCACGUGAUUCCAGAACGCUCUCCCAUAUUUGGCCGCAUACCUGGCAAAGUACAGUAGGGCUUCAUUGCUUAUAAUUCAUGAUUGCAUCCAUAAAUCGUGCAAGCACACAGGAUUAUAGCGACAAAGAUCUACAAAUCGAGGCUUUAAAAAUCCAAGCAAAUGAGCUCUUACUUUGUAAACUCGUUCUCAGGGCGCUAUCCAAAUGGCUCCGACUAUCAGUUACUAAAUUAUGGGACUAACGGCGCUGUGAGCGGCUCCUUCAGAGACCCUGGCACCAUGCACUCCGGGUCUUUCGGCUACAACUACAAUGGCAUGGACCUAACCGUGAACCGCACUAACACCGGCAGCCACUUCGGGGCCAUGAGGGGGGGUGGCCGGGGAGGCCGGGGAUUCGGGCCGGACGCCCGGUACAGACAGACAUCCAACUGCUCGCUCUCAUCUCCAGAGCCGGUGCCGCCGUCGUGCGCCACGGCCAGCCGGGAGCCGCUGGAACUAAAAAGCCCCUCUCCCCCGUCUGACCGGAGCACGACCUCGAGCGGCAACAACCUCAACAAAAGCAACAACGCGCACUUCACGGAGAUAGAGGACGCAACCGUCGCCACCGAGACCGAGGAAGGCGCACACAGCAGCGGCGGCUCCAGCACGGCACCUCGGGCGCAGCAGCAGCAGCAGCAGCAGCAGCACCAGGAACCCAACGCCACCUCCUCCACCCCCACAUCAAAUGAUUGCCAAACGCCACAAAUAUUCCCCUGGAUGCGGAAACUGCACAUAAGCCAUGAUAUGACUGGACCUGAUGGGAAAAGGGCCCGAACUGCGUACACCCGCUACCAGACGCUAGAGCUGGAGAAAGAGUUUCACUUCAAUAGGUACCUAACCAGACGGCGGAGGAUAGAGAUAGCCCACGCCCUGUGUCUUUCCGAAAGACAGAUCAAAAUCUGGUUUCAGAACCGCAGGAUGAAGUGGAAGAAGGACAAUAAACUGAAAAGCAUGAGUCUUGUAACAGGAGCAAGCGCCUUCCACAACUGAACAACUUUUACGGAGAGUAAAAUAAUCAGAAUUUAAAAAAAAAGAAAGAAAAGAGAAAGAAAUCCAUGAGUACUGUAAAGCUAUUGAAAGCGCAGCACCUUCCAGCAUGCUAUUGUGAUAGAAAACCAAGUAUUCUGUGGUCUUUAAAUGCCAUUUUUAGUUUCCUGUUGUUGUACUACGAUAGCUUAGACGUCCUGUUUGGAAAAAUGAGAUGUAAAUAUUACUGGGGGUUUUACCUGUCCAAGCUCUUUGCCUCCUCUCUCUCUGUCUCUGUCUCUCUCUCUCUCUCUCUCUCUCUCUCUCUCAAAGGUGUUUUAACUUGAGCUCUUUAUUGUAACGUCUUGACGGUCUAACAGGAGUAAAUUCAAUGUACAGUUUAAAAAAGAGGAAGUUUCCAAACCACAUGCUGCUCUUCAUUGAAUGUAAUGUACUGCGGGGCCAUUCAAAGCGCUUUAGUGUAACGUUUCCUGCUAUUUUUGAUGGUUAUCUUGUGGCCAGACCCAUGAACUUUCAUCAACAAGCCAAUGUGUAGCUUUAGGAUAUUUUGUGCAUCUAUUAUUAUUAUUAUUAUUAUUAUUAUUAUUAUUGUUUAGAGCUAAUUAUGAGCAAUGCAAAUGUAUUCAACCUGUCAAUGUGAUAAACUUUGAGUGCAAAGGGUUCUUCUGUGGGUAGGCAGUGAUGUAAGCUUUUUCGCCAAUAAGCUUUUUGUAUUUGUAAGUGAAUUCAUAGCGC